AAUCCCGUUAUUGGAAUAGGUGAGGCAGUCAUCGGUGGUGGAGAAAACAAGCUGCACAAGAAGAACCCAGUGGCCCACGAUGGGAAAAAUCGCAGAGCUCUUGGUUAUAUUGGGAAUAUGGUACCUGCUGCUAGAGGAGGAGUUGAAGGCAAACCUAAUCGCCCCAUGACAAGAGUUUUUAUGCGUAAUUAUUUGCUAACGAUGAAGUCGCUAGAGUUGCUGAGAAGAACAAGUAUGCUCUUUUCAAACUAUGCUAUGCAGAAACAGAUGGUAGUUCCUGAUGAUGGGAGAAGAAUUGAGGCACUAGAGGCCAACAAAAUUAAUAAGAUCGUUAAUGUUAAGCCUAAGCCCAUAGAGGUGAUUAAUCUAUCCUCAAACACAGAGAAAGUCAAGAAGAAGCCUGAGAAGCCUUUGAACAACAUGGAAAAAGAAGUAGAAGUUGGGGGAGGGGCCUUAAGAAAGAAAGCACCAACACUUACUUCAGUUCUUAUUGCUAGAAGCAAGGUAUAUUUGAGCUUUCCCUUCUUUUCACAAUUAUUUGGUCGUAUACGUUGAUUAUAGUAGUUUUGAGAAAGCCAAAUUAUGAAUUCUACAUGUGAUCAAUAGUUUGUAUAAUUUAUUGGUUUCUACUUGGUUUGACUUCUAAGUUCUAAUUUGUUCUUAUUUAUAGGCGCAGAUAGUUGACAUAGAUGCAACAGAUGUAGACAACAAGUUGGAAAGACAAAAAUCUAUACGGUGGUAUGAGAAUUUCCUGAUGACUGCAUAGCGUAAUUGGAUGCUAUUUACAUCACCUUUCUUUUCUUGCAGCUUUAGUUGCAUUCAUCAUUUAUUACUUGUGUAGUAUCAUUAUUCUAUAUUUUAGUUAGGGAAUACUAGCAUAUUAUAGUGAGACUUCAUAGGUUGGUUUCUCCACACAUCCUUUCCUUCAUCUGAAAUUCAUAGGACACUGCCAUCUCAAUCCGAGCUCCUAAGAUUUGUUCUUGCUGUUGAUUCGGUUGGGUAAGUAAAGUUGUAUUAUAGCAUCAUAAUCUAAAUAACUUGUAAAUAAUCUUCUAUGAUACUCCUACAAUUACAAUAUGUUACUUAAAUUAUUAAUGAUGUCUUGGGGAAACAAUAUUGUUUUAGUAGCCAUAGGUGAUAUGCCACCCUAUUUUUGAAGUCACUCGUAGUCUUGAGCAGUGUCUUUACCUUCUAUCCCCAUAUAGGAUGGUCAAUUUGAUAGUCUUUCUAUCUUGUAUUAAAAUUUAUCAGCAAUUAGUAAUUAUAUAUUGACUUGAGAUCAAACCAUAGCAAGACCAAAAGGUGCUUUCUAGCUAGUGUAAUUGAUUGAAGGGGUAACUUUUUGCCAUAUACUUGCUCACUUUUUGUAAAGAUUUAUGUUGUUUAUGGGUGCCGAAACCAUCUUAAUGUUAUAAUCUUGAGAUCAUAAGAAUUUUAAUUGGUGGAUUCUUGAGCUUCCAGUUUUCAUACACACGAUUAUGCAAGGCAUUUUGUGAGUGCUUGUACUCAUAUACUUGGGCUAGAGGGUACACCUGAAGGAGUAGAGGACCAAGGAAAGCUUACUCGAGUUGCAGUGGUAUAAAUUUGGAAGCCUUUCCCAUCAUUCUUUUAUUGCCACAUAGUACAUACAAACAUAUUCAUUUGCACAUUGAUGUAGUGUACAUUUUUUCUGUUUAUCUAUUAUUACAUGUACUUGUUUGAAAUUUAUUUAUUUCAAGCUUAAUUUUUUCACUUGAUUAUUUAUUGUGAUGCUGGCAUUCCUUUUCUCCUUUCUCAUUUGGAGGUGGAACUACAGUUUCGUAUUGGCAUAGACUCUGACCGGUUUGUUCGAGCUUUGGAAAUUCCUGAAGUCCAGGAACACAUGAAAGAACUGAAAGAAAGAUUUGCUGGCAGGAAGGUAGACUAGCUGUAACUUUUGGUUUUAUCUCAUUAGCAAUAUAUGCGUUUGGCUUAAAAUAUAUGCCUAUUUUUUUUUAAGUCUAUCUGUAGUUUCUUGUCUAAUGUUAUUUCAAUCAUAUGACUAUCAUUAAAUUUAUCUCAUCUUGAUCAAUUUUUAAAUAAUACAGUUGUUUAUUAUUGUAUAAUACAGAUCAAAAGCUUACAAGACAAGUUCAUGAGAUUGUGGGACACAUUAAUGGGAGAUUCGAAACUCUAACUGCUGUUCCCAUACACCAUCUGGUUUGUCUUUUUUU
Molecule: messenger RNA, 2192 nt
Organism: Cannabis sativa
Lineage: Eukaryota; Viridiplantae; Streptophyta; Magnoliopsida; Rosales; Cannabaceae
Product: G2/mitotic-specific cyclin S13-6-like
Exons: 3
Source: RefSeq, a predicted model, not a curated record